Messenger RNA from Aspergillus aculeatinus CBS 121060, 1127 nucleotides. RefSeq names its product GNAT family N-acetyltransferase. The record is from RefSeq and is a predicted model, not a curated record. Gene Ontology annotation, molecular function: monosaccharide binding; glucosamine 6-phosphate N-acetyltransferase activity. Gene Ontology annotation, biological process: UDP-N-acetylglucosamine biosynthetic process. Bases 228 to 1010 code for a protein of 260 amino acids. Lineage: Eukaryota; Fungi; Ascomycota; Eurotiomycetes; Eurotiales; Aspergillaceae. The transcript has a single exon. Gene Ontology annotation, cellular component: endoplasmic reticulum; Golgi apparatus; endoplasmic reticulum-Golgi intermediate compartment.
GCAGCAGUGAGCACUGACUCACUUCAUCCCACUCUCACUCUCACCCUCCUUCACCCUCAAACAAGCCCCUUCCCUUCUCUUCUCUUCAGCAUAAAACCCACCAAGUCCGCAACACCCACCUCCACCACCCCAAGCCUCUCCAAUCCCCCACCCCGAAAGAAAAAGUCCCAACACCCGCGGCCUCCAGAACUUCUCCUCAACCAACCAAACCACAAACACAAGCAACAAUGCCCUCCCAAUUCACAACACACCUCCUCCCCCCGCCGUCCCCCAACCAGACCCCAAAAUUCACCCUCCCCACCCGCGCCACCCCAAACCCACCGACCAACCCGCGCCUCCUAACGGACGCCCUCACCAUCCGCCAGAAAGUCUUCAUCGACGAACAGCACUGCAGCGCCGAGGAGGAGAUCGACGCCGACGACGGCCGCAGCUGGCAUUGGGUGGUUUACCACGACCAGACCCCGGAGUCAACCUCCCCUGCCCCCGCUCGCGCCGGGGCAAACCCCACUGUCCAAGAACCUCCUCAACCAGACGCACCGGAAAGCAGCGAUCGCAUCCCGGUCGCGACGAUCCGGCUCGUUCCGCCGCCGAACGUCCACGAGCAUCACAACGGAACGGGGAAUGGGGAUGGUGCGCCGGCGGAGCAAGCACAACAACAACCCGAACCCUACAUCAAGUUGACGCGGGUGGCGGUGCUGCGCGAGUAUAGGGGGUACGGGCUGGGGCGGGCGGUGGUGGAGACGGCGUUGGCGUGGGCGAGGGAGCAUGCGCGGGAGAUUGAUGCUGCUGCUGCAUCUGCGGCGUUUGCUGCCGCGCAAGAACCAGGAAAGGAUGGGGCGGGGGUGGUGGUGGCGCGCCCGUUGUGGAAUGGAUUGGUGUUGGUGCAUGCGCAGACGCAGGUGGAGAAGAUGUAUGAGCGGUGUGGGUUUGUGACGGACGAGGGGAUGGGGAGGUGGGAUGAGAAUGAGAUUGAGCAUUUGGGGAUGUGGAGGAGGCUUGUUCUGGAGUAGGCAUGGAGCGGUUCCUUGCAGAGGGAGUGGUGUGUACAGCGAGAGUUUACGAUGGAGUAGGAGUUUGUAGAUGUUCCUUUAUAAAAGGGUGUGGGGUGUACAGCAAGAGUUUACAAC